Molecule: messenger RNA, 2510 nt
Organism: Opisthorchis viverrini
Lineage: Eukaryota; Metazoa; Platyhelminthes; Trematoda; Opisthorchiida; Opisthorchiidae
Exons: 15
Coding region: 1-1986 (661 amino acids)
Biological process (GO): negative regulation of fatty acid biosynthetic process
Cellular component (GO): Cul4-RING E3 ubiquitin ligase complex; cytoplasm
Molecular function (GO): protein binding
Source: RefSeq, a predicted model, not a curated record
AUGACUACGUACGCCAAUGAGUAUAGGCGAAGUGGGUUUAUUCAGCCUUAUGCACUCCUCGAGAUUGGCCGGUGGCUUACAUGUGGUGUUCAAUGUGACAUUCAGGGUGUUGGGGUGGAUCAGUGGCGGUCGCAUCGUGCCUUAAAAUUUCAGUCCACAUGCAAAAAAACCGCUUCGUUUUUGAGUACACCGGUCACCUUGAUGAUGAUAGUUGCUGGCGAGGAUUCGUUUGUCAAGCCGGCAUAUUCUCAAAAACUUCCUGCAGACAGUAACGUUUUCACCGCCAAGUUUUUACCGCAGACAAAUGGUGGGCAGGUUUUAGUUGGCUUCAAGUGCGGUUGUGUACUUCGUGUUUUCACUGACCGGCCUUCAGAGUCAAUGAUUGAGACGGUCUAUUGCCAUAGUUAUGCGGUUUAUGACUUCGAAGUGGCUCAGUGGUUAGAGCGUGGAUUUACUGACCGAAAUGUCUGUGGUUCCAACCUGACCUCUGCCUCUCAACUUCCCCUGUCUACGCUUGGGCAACCUGGCAGUAUCCCUGCCCUCGUGCUCCCUUCGGAUCACCCAACAUGCUUCAUAACUCUGUCACAUGAUCAGUCUGCUGUCAUCUUCGACACAAGACAACCGGUGUCUGUACCCACUCCCUGCAGUCAGCGGUGUUACUUCCGUGACUCAUCCGUCAGUCCACCAAAUCCAAAAGGUUGGCACGCCGGAUGUCUGCGUAUGAAAUUCGAAUUUCCCGUGACGGCCGGGGAUAUUCAUCCAUUGGAUGGAGCUCGCCGUAUUGCGCUGGCUUUUGCCGAUGGUUUCGUGCGUGUUUUCGAUCUCCGGAGGCUCACCCAAGGAAUUUCCUCCAUUGGCGAUUCUGUGCAACCACUGCCCUAUCAGAUUACACGACCUUUGGGUUUACCCGCACAGGUCGAAGAGAGACGUUGUAUCCGCCUGGAUUACGGUCCGGGUCAUAUCACCUCCGUCAAGUUUGAGCCACCUUUUCCUCGCAUCUACGACGGUUUGUUUCCUGCUAGUGGCGUUGGCAGCUCCGUAGGAUUUGGUGCCCGUCACCUAUUGGUCAGUCACAUGUACGCCCCAGUGUUUUUGUUCGAUUUAAACAAAACGGAAUCCGCUGAGGACGUUGAUCCAAAGACUUUGGACUGGCUCCCGCAUACUCAUGAAGACUCAGAAAGCCGUUCUCAAGAAUCCGUCAACGGUGAAGCUGCCUCCCAAGGUACUCGAACUAGUCGGAGCCGCGAUCCAGAAAUCCGAAUCGCACUUGCUUUCUUCCAUUGGCUUGAGCGCCGAAGAAGUCAGCGCCAAUCGCAAGUUAACGAAGAACACACAGCGGAUCCACAACGUGAGGAGGAAUCAUCGGAGGAUACCGAAGAACCGGAACCUGAUACUGGUUUGGCUCCAUCUGAUGAUGAUGAAGCUUCCAACACAGAAUCUCGUGUUUCGCCUUUCGAUAUUUUGACAAAGGAAUACGUCUACAAUGUGCUCCAAUCUGCGAAUCGUUGUCGUCAACUCAAAGCCUAUCGUGGUCAUCGUAGCUGUCGAACUGUGAUAAAGGAUGCCGUGUUUUGGGGACGGGACCACAUACUUUCUGGUUCGGAAUGUGGACACGUGAUUGCUUGGAAUAGACAUACUGGUAAACCGGUUCGUGUGAUUAAGGCAGACAAUGCGGUUGUUAAUCGUAUCGCUCCCCAUCCCACGCUUCCACUCUUCGCAUGCAGUGGAAUCGAUCAUGCAGUCAAACUCGUGGAACCCAAUCCCCAAAUUUACGACACUACAGAAGACCUGUAUGAAGAAUAUACAAGGAUUUCGAGACAACACGUAUCUGAAGCCACUACGUUGUGUGAAGAAAAUGCCAAAUACACGAUUGAUUCGCUGCAAUCUGGGUCGCUUCACCUUGAACGACUCGCACGCCUGCGCACCAGUCAAGCCCUUCGCCAGAUCCUUCAUCGUCUAAUGGGCCCAAAUCGACCAAGUACUUGAUAUUAUCAGCGUUUCGACGCAGUGCUUAGGCACUUGGCAAAAUGCAAUCCAAGGGGCAUGCUUGUUCUGAGUACUAGGAAUCACCUCAUCACUUGUAUUCCUAUUGAUCACAUGGCGCUUUCUGAAUCUACGUUGUGGUGGAUAUAGUCCAACAUCUUGCUUGUUCGCCAGAGAAACCUGACCCCAUUGUUCUGGAUCGCAGAAUCAUCAAAUCCACACCAGAAUUCGAAAGACCUUUACUGUCCCCAAUUUCAUCUUGUUCUCCGGACGUCAAUUUUUCAUCUUUCAUUGCCGACCGCCCUGCACAGAAUAGCUGUUUUUUCUGUCAGCAGGAAUAGGGGUUCGCCUGCAACAGCUUUCUUGUUUGACUUCAUUUUUCUAACCAGAUUUCUGGACGACUCAUUCAUUCAAUCGACCGUCUUUCCACGUAACCGUCGAAUCUGUACUCUUUCUUCACCAUGUCUUGCUCAUAGAGUCAUUUGUGAUGCAUUUCUGGUUAAUUCUGUUCGUUUCAAACGUCUGCG